UAGUAUUUUAUGUCAAGAUCUUUAUCAUAGUUUUUAAAUUACUGAAAUUUUAACAGCGAACAACUUUUCAAAAUGGCAAAGCAUAAUAAAAUUUCAAAAGGGACAUCUAAAGAUGGGCACAAGAUAGAAAAAAGCAAAAAAGGAAGUAUCGUUAAAGCAAAACGUAAACACCCAAAAGUGAAUAGUAAGAAAAAAAUACAACUGAAGAAAAAAAAAGUUAUUGGCAAUAAAGAAAACAAUAAGCAAGGUGAAAAUGAACAAAAGAAACAUGAUAAAGUCAAAGUUGGCAGAAAACGGACGCAUGAGCCUGAUCAAAAGAAGAGUGAUAAGCGUGGAAAGAAGCAAUCUGAAAUAGUGACAAAGCUGAUGGUUAUUUACGAAACAAUUCGAAGGAAGAACGUGUCAAAAGACGAACGUAGCAAGUUGAUCGAUCAAGUUUUAGAAAUUGCUUCAGACCAAGAAAAUCAGGUCAUUUACAAACAUGACACAGUGCGUGUGCUGGAAAUGUGUAUGAAAUUUGGAAAUGAGAAACAGAAAAAUCUUCUGUUUGACUUAUUCAAAGAGAAUCUUGUUGAAUUAGUCACCUCGACAUAUGCAAAGUUUCUUGUGGAGAAGUUCAUAGAAUACGGUUCGAAGGACCAGAAGCGAAAAAUUAUUGAAUCAUUUUAUGGAAAAGUGAAAAAAUUGAUAAAACACAAGGGUGCGGGUUCUAUCGUAGAUGAAAUAUAUGACAAAUAUGCAAACGCUUCACAAAGAGCUGCGUUAGUGGAAGAGUUUUAUGGUCCAGAAUUUACAGUUUUUAAGGUUGCUUCUGGUCGAUCACUUGACGAUAUCUUAAGUAAUGAACCUGAGAAGAAGAAAACUGUUAUGUCGUUCAUGAAGGAUUCAUUUGUAACACUUUGUCAGAAAGACAUCAUUGUACAUAGUAUUGUGCACCGCGCACUGUUUGACUUUUUCAAAUAUGCAAGUUUACCUCAGGCUAUUGAAGUCGUUGAUGUUUUGAAAGAGGGUGUCAUUCACAUACUUCAUACCAAAGAUGGUGCCAAAGUUGCAAUGCAAUGUUUAUGGCAUAGCACGACUAAGGAUCGAAAGCUGAUUUUAAAAUCUUUCAAAACACACGUGGCGAAAAUAUGCAAGGAAGAGUAUGGUCACUUGGUCAUGUUAGCUUUAUUUGAUGUUGUGGAUGAUACUGUACUAGUCAAGAAAGCUUUAUUUCCUGAAAUGAUAUCGGAUUUAGAAAGUUUAGUACUUGAUCCAUAUGGUCGAAAAGUGUUGCUGUAUUUACUUAAACCACGUGAUAAAUCCUACUUUUCACCAGACAUUGUCAAAUUAUUGGAACAGGGCGAUAGCAACACACACAGCAAAAAGGAGAUGAGUGUUCGACAAAGUGAACUACGGAGUGGUAUAAUAUCCGACCUUUUGGUUGCCAUGGUGAAUAAUAUAAAAGAUAUUUUACCGAACAAGCGAGCAGCAGUUGUUUUACUUGCUGCUUUAGAAGUUUCUAUUGAUUUACCUGAGUCUCGUCAAGUGUUAGAAGCCAUUGUUGAAUUGUUAAAAACUCCUUUUGAAGCCGAUGAACAGAAAGGACAUCCCGUGGCAGACGCUUGCGGACACUGGGUGGUCAAGAAUUUAAUCAAACAAGACAAACUACGGAUGGACGAAGGUGUGGAAGUGUUAUUCUCGCUGUUGCUGUGUGAUGCCAUACCGCGUGGGUAUUUCACAGAAUGGGCUGCUUCUGGUCGAGGAGCAUUCGUCAUUGUUAGUUUGUUGGAGACUGGUAUCGAGUCUGUGGUCAAAAGAGUUAAAAAAGAGUUAAAAACAUGGACACGUCCAAACUCUGAAGAACACGCAAAAGGGUUAGAAGUACUGGAGGAAGCUUUAGCUGAUAUCUAAUUGGUUGAAAUCACUCGAGAAACCUUUAGCACUCAUAGCUGAUUGGUUGAAACUGCUGUGGAUAUUUUAGCUAAAUGCUGAUUGGCCGACAGUACUUAAAAACAUUUUAGCUGAUAGCUGAUUGGUUAAAAGCACUUGCGAUGUUUUAGCUUACAGCUGAUUGGUUGGAAAUGCUGGUGAAACUGAUAACUUGUUAUGUUUUAUGUUUUUCCAAUUGGAAAACUUUUUAGAAAUACCUUUUAAUGAAUAAACUUGAACAAAAA
This is a messenger RNA of Hydractinia symbiolongicarpus, 2156 nucleotides long. RefSeq names its product pumilio homolog 3-like. The transcript has 18 exons. Gene Ontology annotation, molecular function: mRNA binding. Gene Ontology annotation, biological process: regulation of translation. The coding region runs from base 73 to 1893 and encodes 606 amino acids. The record is from RefSeq and is a predicted model, not a curated record. NCBI's taxonomy places the organism in Eukaryota, Metazoa, Cnidaria, Hydrozoa, Anthoathecata, Hydractiniidae. Gene Ontology annotation, cellular component: nucleolus.